Molecule: messenger RNA, 486 nt
Organism: Dovyalis caffra
Lineage: Eukaryota; Viridiplantae; Streptophyta; Magnoliopsida; Malpighiales; Salicaceae
Source: the annotation of a GenBank genome assembly
AUGACAGAACAGGUGACAAAAAUGGUGAUCAAGUUUGACCUUGAAUGUGAGAAAUGCCACAAGAAAAUCAAGAAAGUACUGUGUAAAAUCCCUGAAAUUCAAAGCCAAACGUAUGACCAGAAGGCAAACACAGUGACAAUAACUGUGGUGUCUUGCUUUCCUGAAAAGAUCAAGAAAAAGAUACGCUGCAAAGGAGGUGAAGCUAUCAAAUGCAUUUAUAUUGAGAAGCAGCCAGAGGAAUCCCCACCUCCUGAAACAACUCCACCGACAACCCCAUCUACUGAACCGGUUACAGGGCACCCAGGUUUGAUGGAGGUCCAUGUUAUCAUGGCUGUGGUAGGCCAACACCCCAAUGUUAUGGAAGCUGGGGUGGUGGUAGUUGUAGCUGCCGAAGCAGGGGUUACUAUGUGUGUAGAUGUGAAUAUGUUUGUGAAAAUGAUCCCUGCACAAUCAUGUAAAGGGAAAGGGAAAGCUUGGAAUAGCUAA